This is a messenger RNA of Nomascus leucogenys (northern white-cheeked gibbon), 952 nucleotides long. Its product is annotated as olfactory receptor 8B3. NCBI's taxonomy places the organism in Eukaryota, Metazoa, Chordata, Mammalia, Primates, Hylobatidae. Gene Ontology annotation, cellular component: membrane. Gene Ontology annotation, molecular function: G protein-coupled receptor activity; odorant binding; olfactory receptor activity. The record is from RefSeq and is a predicted model, not a curated record. Gene Ontology annotation, biological process: G protein-coupled receptor signaling pathway; sensory perception of smell.
UUGAAGACCAAAAAUGGUGUCUACAAACAACUCCUUAGUGACUGAGUUUGUUCUUGCUGGAUUAACAGAUCAUCCAGAGUUCCAGCAACCCCUCUUUUUCCUGUUUCUAGUGAUCUACGUUGUCACCAUGGUAGGCAAUCUUGGGUUGAUCACUCUUAUCAGUCAAAAUUCUCACCUCCACACACCAAUGUACUAUUUCCUCUUCAAUCUCUCCUUCAUUGAUCUCUGUUACUCCUCUGUUUUCACUCCCAAAAUGCUCAUGAACUUUGUAUCAGAAAAGAAUAUUAUCUCCUAUGUUGGGUGCAUGACUCAGCUGUUUUUCUUUCUCUUUUUUGUCAUCUCUGAAUGCUACAUGUUGACCUCAAUGGCCUGUGAUCGCUAUAUGGCCAUCUGUAAUCCAUUGCUGUAUAAGGUCACCAUGUCCCAUCAGGUCUGUUCUAUGCUAACUUUUGCUGCUUACAUAAUGGGAAUGGCUGGAGCCACAGCCCACACCGGGUGCAUGCUUAGACUCACCUUCUGCAGUGCUAAUAUCAACCAUUACUUGUGUGACAUACUCCCCCUCCUCCAGCUUUCCUGCACCAGCACCUAUGUCAACGAGGUGGUUGUUCUCAUUGUUGUGGGUAUUAAUAUCAUGGUACCCAGUUUUACCAUCCUCAUUUCUUAUGUUUUCAUUGUCACUAGCAUUCUUCAUAUCAAAUCCACUCAAGGAAGAUCAAAAGCCUUCAGUACUUGUAGCUCUCACGUCAUUGCUCUGUCUCUGUUUUUUGGGUCAGCGGCAUUCAUGUAUCUUAAAUAUUCUUCUGGAUCUAUGGAGCAGGGAAAAGUUUCUUCUGUUUUCUACACUAAUGUGGUGCCCAUGCUCAAUCCCCUCAUCUACAGUUUGAGGAACAAGGAUGUCAAAGUUGCACUGAGGAAAGCUCUGAUUAAAAUUCAGAGAAGAAAUAUAUUCUAA